Messenger RNA from Hypoxylon fragiforme, 1259 nucleotides. RefSeq lists its product as uncharacterized. The record is from RefSeq and is a predicted model, not a curated record. The transcript has a single exon. The coding region runs from base 475 to 852 and encodes 125 amino acids. NCBI's taxonomy places the organism in Eukaryota, Fungi, Ascomycota, Sordariomycetes, Xylariales, Hypoxylaceae.
ACCUACCUACCUACCUACCUACCUACCUAAGCAUUGCAUUUCUCUCAUCACUCAUCACAUCAAUAUACAUAAACCCAAGAAAUCCCGAAUGCCGGGAUACUACUUUUGGCUACGCGAAACCUGAUAGUGGACUGACUUUCUUGCUUCGUGUAGGCAGAUGUCGUUAACUGCCUACCAACAUACCUAACAAAGUCAAAUAUACCUACCUACCUGCUUGCCCGCCUGCCCGCCCGUCUGCCUGCCUGCCACUCUAUGUGAGUACCAACCCCACGGCAUACGUACCAAGCCUCGGCCCGCAUCUCGAUAACGCACGGCUAGAUUUGCACUUAGCCCAUAGGGGUAGGUAGGUGGGUAGGUAUACUCAAUCCUAGUUGACGGAGGGUUCGUACACAAAUAUAUCCAAGGUCUUUUAUAUCAAAAGGACAGGAUAUAUUUAGCAUAUUUAGAUAGGUUAGGCACGUAUGUAAGGGAGACAUGUGUGUAAUAUAUUUCGAGAUAUUAUCACUUAGGUGCCUUACCUACCUGGGUAUAUAUACCGUUAUCAGCAUACUUACAUGUAACAUCAAGACGCGAGGGUUUGAUGCUCUACGUUACAUAUAUAUACACACUACAUGUGUAAGUGGGUAUGUAUACGGGAGACAGCCUUUAAGCGUAGGUAUGUAUGCACCUGUAUUGAUUGUUGUUUGUUACCUACAUACCCACAUGCACCCAAUAUAUCUACCUACCUACCCACAUACAUGGAUGAAGCAAAGCCUCCAAGACGCCGUAUCAGUAAGUAUGUAUAUAUGUUUCAACCAUGCGGGAUUCAUACAUAUAUACACACAUAAGUACAUACCCUACCUAUAUAUCUAACCAAUGCCUUCUACAACAUGUAAGCCAUGCGAAUGAAGCAAGAUAACACGAAGAAUGGAAGAUGGGAAGAGGAAGGGAGCUAACAUAUGUAGACAAAAACGUGAUGUCUAAGAUAUCCAUCCACACUCUUCCCUACUUACCUAACUACAUACCUAACCUACCUUCCUAUGUAACGUAGGUAGGCAAAUAGGAAGGAAUGCAAGUCCACCUAGGUACAUACACACAUACAUAUCAUGAGAUACACACUUACACAAACACACAGCCAGCCAGCCAUAUUCCACAGCAUACCUACUAACUAAAAACACGUGGCUUACCUGAAAGCUUGUCGUUUGGGGCUCCCGCAUACAUACCUACAUACAUACAUACCUACCUACAUACAUACAUACAUACAUAUGUUAACCCCCCCC